AUGGUCAAGCAUCACCUCAUGAUCGGCACUUGGACGCCGCCAGGUGUGAUCAUCACAGUCGCAUUCGAUGAUGAAACAUUGAAGCUGGAGUUGGUGAAGAAGACAGAGAUCCCAGAAGAUGAACCCAUAAGCUGGAUGGCUUUCGACCACAAGAGGAAGAACAUCUAUGGUGCCUCUAUGAAGAAAUGGAGCUCGCACGAGGUCAGGAGCCCGAGCGAGAUUGUACAUACAGGAAGCUUUCCCAUGGGCGGACAUCCUAAAGCAAAUGAUGCCGACACUAAGACGCGUGCGAUCUUCCUCCUUCCCGCCCAGAAGCCUCCGUAUGCCGUAUACUGCAACCCGUUCUACGACUAUGCUGGCUAUGGCAACAUCUUCUCCGUCAACCCCGAAGGCCACAUCAAAGAGAACAUCCAGAACUUCGAGUACUGCGACAAGACCGCGAUUCAUGGCAUGGUCUUCGAUCCCUCAGAGACCUAUCUCUACAGCGCGGAUAUGUGGGCAAAUCGCGUCUGGUGCCAUAAGAAGAUAGACGACGAAGGAAGGCUGGAAACAGUAGGCUUCACUGAGGCUCCUGCGCCGAAAGACCACCCAAGAUGGGUAGAGAUGCAUCCGUCGGGCAACUAUCUAUAUGCCUUGAUGGAGGCAGGGAAUCGGUUGUGCGAGUACGUGAUCGAUCCGCAGACCAAGCUGCCCGUCUACACGCACAAGACGUACCCAUUGAUUUCACCUGGUAUCCCCAAUGCAACCACCAUGUACCGCUCCGACGUUUGCUUCCUCACCAAAUCCUCAAACUACCUUUUCGCGACCUCCCGAUCCAACUCCUUCUCCCUCACUGGUUACAUUGCUGCAUUCAAGAUCGCUCCCUCAGGCGCCAUUGAGCGACAAAUCUGCCUCAAUCCCACGCCAACUUCUGGUGGCCAUUCGAAUGCAGUAUCGCCGUGUCCUUGGUCCGAUGAGUGGUUAGCGCUCACCGAUGAUGAGAAGGGUGGUGUAGAGAUAUAUAGAUGGCAUGACGAAUUUCUGGCAAGAGUUGCGAGGUUGGAAAUUGGUGAGAAGGGCUUCGGUAUGAAUGCUAUUUGUUACCCCACAGCAGAUACAAUGGCAGCCAAAUCAACACCAGGUAUUUUGUACGUGACGAUGCAGCCCAAGGAGGGCCUGCCUGAAGCACAGUUUCACGAUUGGUACCAGAACGAACACGGCCCUAAUCGUCUGCGACUCCCGUUUUGCAACAAUGGCUUCCGCUAUCGCGCCACCGACCUCGACAGCGCGUCUGGAUCCAAAGACAAGCCGGAAUGGAUGGCCAUCUACGAUUUCGACGAACUCGAGUGGCUCACUAGGGAACCGUACACGAAGCUUCGAAGCGCACCGGUGCAAUCGCAACGGGAACGCGAUACUAUGAAGCAGAUCUUCGUCGACAGGCGAUCGUACGAUCUCCUCGGAGAGUGGAAGGGUGGAGACUUCAAGGACCUACAGAAAGUUGAAAACGAAGGAGAGAAGAACGUCAUGAUUGCCGUGAGCUUUGCACUGCAUGAGGGCGCAGACAAGGAAGAGGAGCUGAAGAAGUGGUACGAUGAGGAACACGUUCCUCUUCUCCAGAAGGUGCCAGGCUGGAGGAGGACAAGGAGAUUCGUAACAUCGUACCUAGAUCUGGAGAGCGGACACAAGACGGAGAAAGAGUACCUCGCGCUGCACGAGUACGCGCCGCAGAAUGGGCUGGGAGGACCAGAGUUCAAGGCUGCUACUACAACAGAGUGGUGCGACAAGAUCUACAAACAUGUCGUAAAAGACAGGAAGAGGAGGGUUUACGAUCUCUACUACACCUUUGGUGCUGCACAGCGCGACCUCCAAAGUCUAGCGAGUGCAGACACAGGACCAGCAGAGAGUUCCGAAGGCAUGGUCAAGACGCAUCCAGCACACACGACAUCCGAGAAGCGACCAGCAAUUGAGAGCUUCGUCACAACAAAAGACAGUGUGCAACUGCCGUACCGCCUCGAAGGCUCCAGCGAUCCCAACGCGCCUCUACUCGUCCUCUCAAAUAGUAUACUCGUCGACUAUGGCAUCUGGGACGACUUCGUAGCCGAAUUCACGAAAGUCACGAACAACAAGUAUCGCAUCCUCCGCUACAGCACCCGUGGCCGCAAUACGCUUCCCUCGAACUCUACAUCACCUGUCACAGUCCACACGCUUACAGACGACGUCAUCGCCCUCCUCGACGCCCUCCGCGUCAAGAAAGCCUCCAUCGUCGGUGUCUCCCUCGGCGGCGCAACAGCACUCAAUGCCGGUCUCUCCUACCCCGAUCGCAUCUCCGCCUUUAUCGGCUGCGACACUAACGCCUUCGCGCCCCCCUCCAACGCCAACGCCUGGAACGACCGCGUCGCCGUCGCCGAGAAAGAAGGUCUAACCGCCUCAUACGGCGAGCCCAUCGUCGGCGAAGAACUCGCAGAAAUGACAGUGCGCCGCUGGUUCGUCAAAGAGUCCUACGACGAUGCGGAGCUGGCGAAGAAGAUCCAGCGUGUAAAGGACAUGGUCAAGACGAAUUCACUGGCUGGGUUUAGGGAUUCGGUCAAGGCGCUACAUCAGUAUGAUAUUAGGGAGAAGAUGGCAGGGUAUAAGGGAAAGGGUGCGUUCUUGGUGGGUGCGGGGGAUGGGGUGUUGCCUAAAACUAUGAAGGAGAAUAUGGCGGAUAAGUUGGGGAGUGGGGUUGAGCUUAAGGUUGUUGAGGGGGCGGGUCAUUUGCCCAUGGUGGAGAGGCCGGCGGAGGUUGCGCAGUUUGUUGCGAAGUUUUUAGAGGGCUAA
Messenger RNA from Alternaria ventricosa, 2796 nucleotides. RefSeq lists its product as uncharacterized. The transcript has 6 exons. The coding region runs from base 1 to 2796 and encodes 931 amino acids. NCBI's taxonomy places the organism in Eukaryota, Fungi, Ascomycota, Dothideomycetes, Pleosporales, Pleosporaceae. The record is from RefSeq and is a predicted model, not a curated record. Gene Ontology annotation, molecular function: 6-phosphogluconolactonase activity; protein binding.